Molecule: messenger RNA, 891 nt
Organism: Corythoichthys intestinalis (scribbled pipefish)
Lineage: Eukaryota; Metazoa; Chordata; Actinopteri; Syngnathiformes; Syngnathidae
Product: galactose-specific lectin nattectin-like
Exons: 8
Coding region: 218-706 (162 amino acids)
Molecular function (GO): signaling receptor activity
Source: RefSeq, a predicted model, not a curated record
CAAAGCGCACUCGCAUCAAACGGCAACUGUACCGUUGCACAUCCACAUCAACCUGGACACAGUACAUGCCAUUGUUUGCUUGCGGUGGACAAGAACCCGUCUGAUACGUCACAUGACAUGAGCUGCACGUUCAACAUUCCAGAGCUGAUAUAUAAAAGGACUGCUCAAGGUCUGUUCAUAACACAUCCUUUAAGCAACAGGCAUCACGACUGCAAAGAUGGCAUUUGCUCUUCGCGUAUUGCUCCUCCUUUGUGGGAUCAGUGGACUCUUUACUGGAGUCUGGUCAGUGGCUACCGUGCCAAUUCCUUGCUGCCCAACUGGUUGGACUCGGUUUAUGGACCGCUGUUUUGUCUUCCAAAACACUCGACUCAACUUUACAGAUGCAGUGGAAGCCUGCAACAACAUGAAUGGGUCGUUUCUGGCACCCGUUCGCAAUUCAGUGGAAGAUGCGCUUCUUUUCCAACUGAUUCGGAAUGGUAAUGGAGGUGCUGUUAGGGACACCUGGAUUGGAUUUCAUGAUGCAAUUAAGGAGGGUACCUUUGUCUCGAUUGAUGGCGAGAAAUCCAAAUUCCAAAACUUCAGAACUGGCCAGCCAGAUAACUUUCUGGACGGGGAAGACUGUGCUGAGAUUGAUGAUGAAGGCAAUUGGAAUGAUGAUGGUUGCGCAGAUCAAAAUACUUAUCUCUGCGCCAAAGACCUGUGGUAAAGAAUCAGCUUUCCAAGCGUCACACCUGCAACUCCCUGGAAUAUCUUUUCGACCACCUUGAUGCCUCCCUUUAGUUUGGAUCAGUUUUAAGUGGUGUCCUUCUUUACCUGGACUACAGUUAAAUUGUUUUUCCUUCUCUUUUUCUCCUCUAACAAUGUUGGUAUCCCUCCAAUAAAUGAAGGAAU